Messenger RNA from Hypomesus transpacificus, 3908 nucleotides. It is a transcript of the gene tmem170b, whose product is annotated as transmembrane protein 170B. Lineage: Eukaryota; Metazoa; Chordata; Actinopteri; Osmeriformes; Osmeridae. The record is from RefSeq and is a predicted model, not a curated record. The transcript is spliced from 3 exons. Gene Ontology annotation, cellular component: plasma membrane. Gene Ontology annotation, biological process: negative regulation of canonical Wnt signaling pathway. Bases 498 to 962 code for a protein of 154 amino acids.
AGUAUAAAUGUUUAGCGAUAACUGACAAACGAAAUACAAUCGAAGAUGUUGGAUUCCACGUACAGAAGACACAUGAACGAAUAGGCAUAACCUGCACCCGAUUCCUUACCAGUAUUUAAAGUUUUUCCUGUUUAUUUUAUUUGUUCACCCGACAAUGAUUACGCACGUGCAUAUGUAAUUGCUGAUUAGACAAGAUACAGAAUUUGCUUUAAUUUCAUUUAAGGCUUCGAUAUCCUAUUUCAAACUCCUUCAACUAGCUACGGUCUCUUUAAGAGUUAUGUACGAAGGCUGGCUGAUGUAGGACGACGGUUUGCGCUGCGCUCGCGCUGACACCUCAUCAUGGCCUCCGUACAGCCACCGCUGCGAGCGACAAUGAGCAGACCAGCCAGUGGCCCUUUCCUUCCGCGAGCGGAGACGGCAGUCAAGCCGAAACAGAGGCACCGGUAGAGGGGAGCACGCCGGGGGAAAUUUCUCCUCAUGCCACCCCGGUCUCCUCGAUGUCUUCGUCAAAAUCCACCUACAGCCAUCUAACAAAGAGGGGCGCAAACCCGGGGGGCGGCGGCGGAAACAUGAACACAAACCGGGAUUAUUCGAUUAACCUGUCGGUGCAGCAAGUGCUGAGCCUGUGGGUUCAGGGCACGACGCUGCAACACUUCACAGAGAUGUGGUACUGGGUGUUCCUGUGGAGUCUCUUCUCGUCUCUCUUGGUGCAUGGUGCGGUGGGGCUGCUGAUGCUGGCCAUGCUGCAGCGACACAGCAGGGGGCGUCUCAUCACACUGGGGCUGCUGAGUGCUGGCUUCCUGGCCUCCCUGUGUGGAGGGGUCAUCACAAGUGCAGCUGUAGCAGGGGUGUACCGUGUGGCAGGGAAGGAUAUGGCUCCUCUCCAGGCUCUGGUGUUUGGUGUCGGCCAGACGGCCCUCUCCCUCCUCAUCUCCUUCUCACGCAUCCUGGCCACGCUGUGAGGACACACAUAUACACACACUCACACACACUCACACCACACACACCACACACACUCACACACUCUCACACACAUACAAACACACUGAACUCGAGGAUGUACAAGCCAACCAGAGACUUGGGGGGGUGGCAACUGAGAUCGCCAACCGCAGGGUCUGAUUGGAGGAGGGGAGGGAUGGUGAGCGGUCGUCCUCCGGUCUGAUUGGAGGAGGGGAGGGAUGGUGAGCGGUCGUCCUCCGGUCUGAUUGGAGGAGGGGAGGGAUGGUGAGCGGUCGUCCUCCAUCCUGUGGAUGUUCGAGGCUCCAGUCUGAAGACAUCUCCAGGUGUCCCUGGUCCAGCCCUGCUCCAGUCCAGCACCCCUCCAUCUCAGCGUCCCUGGUCCAGCCCUGCUCCAGUCCAGCACCCCUCCAUCUCAGCGUCCCUGGUCCAGCCCUGCUCCAGUCCAGCACCCCUCCAUCUCAGCGUCCCUGGUCCAGCCCUGCUCCAGUCCAGCAUCCCUCCAUCUCAGCGUCCCUGGUCCAGCCCUGCUCCAGUCCAGCAUCCCUCCAUCUCAGCGUCCCUGGUCCAGCCCUGCUCCAGUCCAGCACCCCUCCAUCUCAGCGUCCCUGGUCCAGCCCUGCUCCAGUCCAGCACCCCUCCAUCUCAGCGUCACGGGACCCACACCAGUCCUCCUGUCUGCACUGAUAUCCCCAUGUUCUGUUGGGUGGCGCCCCCCAGGGCUGAAGGGUCGGUUCCUGGACAGCUGCAACAAGGGGAGGUCCCUCGAAGGCUGUCUGUUUAAAUGGUGCAAUGAGCUCCUGAUUCACUUUGUGUCGCACUUUAGCGAGACGGGAACAUCCACAGAGCUCUGAAGAGCUUAGAGCAAGCCACGCCCACAAUGAGCUCCUGUACAGCAGAGAUCAUCCUUGUCAGUGUUAAGAUGUUAAAACCCCAGCAGCCCCCGGUGCCUCUCCGCUGUCAUGUAGUUAUCCUCGUAACACACAUCCUUCCUGUCAUGUGGUUAUCCUCGUAACACACAUCCUUCCUGUCAUGUGGUUAUCCUCGUAACACACAUCCUUUCUGGAGGUGUGCUGUGUGACCCUCUUAACUGUGGAGAAGUAGGGGUGUGGUCACCUGGGUUGAACUGGAGCUGCAUAGCUCCUUGGAGUAGAUUGUUCAUGCUGGUUGGGUUCCCUGUCGAGGUGUUAUGAUGCAGAUUUCCUGUAGGCGGUUGGAAGGCAGCCUGGCUCGUAACAGUGCUCUAUAUCCCCUGAGAAGGACUUCCACAGAGUUCAGACCAGACGCUAGCUGCUACUGAAACAGCCUCUCUCUAUGGCUUCAUGUUUUGCCAACCCUACCGUAUAUAUUUUGUUGUGUUACUUUUUUAAAUGUAUCUUUGCAUAUUGCACUGAAAACGACCUGCCUUCUUCAAGCAGAGUGUGAACUGGUUGUGGUCCCAUGUGAAGCUACACAAGGUGGAAAGGGAGAGAGUCAGAAGAGCCUUGAGGAUGAACCUUGAUGAAUGUGUUUGUGGCGUGUUAUUGAAACUAACAAACAGUGAGAAGAUGUCACUCCAGACCACAGUGGGGGUCAGAAACCUUGGAAGGUUUUUACCUUUUGACCUGCUUCUGUUUUCAACAACUUCCAAACGUUCACAUGCCACCAUCCUCUUGAUUGGUCAGCAAAAACUGAUGUGGUCCAAUAGGAUGAUAGUCACUGUUCUCCAAAACCACAGAGUGAAGACCUCUGAGCCACAGCUUGGAUCCUGACCCACAAUGGAGCGUUGUCUGUUUUUAUGCCAAAGGACUUCUCACAUACAAGUUUUAGCUUUAUUCAAUAUGUAUUUUGUAGUUUUUUUUAUUGUGAUUAUUGCUGAGCAAUUACGUCAUGUCAUUAUCAAGUCUCAGAACCAUUAUUUGCACAAUGGUUGAGUUCACGAAUAAAAAUAAAAAAACUCUUUCAAAUCACUUAUGGAUUCACAGUAUGCAGAGAAUUCUGAAAUUCAGAUUGUGACUGGAGCAGAGACAUUUGUUCAGAUUCUUCCAGUCUUAUGUAACGGUCACACCUGGCUUGGCCCAUAGGGGGCAGCAAUGUUCAGAUUAGUGGACCAGAGGUUGCAGAAAGUCUUGAUCAGCAGAAUACAUAGAAAGAUUUUGUUGAUUAUAAAUAUGACCAAUCUUUUCUAUUCUUUCUAUUUGAUUUAAAUUGUUGUUCAACUUUAAAAUGUUGUCCCUUAAUAUAACAAAUUCAAAGAGUUCUCCUCUUUCAAGUUUAAAGUACAUUUAGAAAGUAGAAUGACUUCAAAUCAUUACGCUUCCCAGAGCAGAGACCCACUGAAUUGAUGUGUUGUGUAACGGUGGUAACCCCAGGUAGUGUAAGUUCAUCAUUAAUCAUUAGAAUCUCUUGGCUGUAGAGAUCUCUUGGCUGUAGAGAUCUCUUGGCUGUAGAGAUCUCUUGGCUGUAGAGAUCUCUUGGUACAUGGACCAAACGUGAGCUUCUCACAUGAAGACCCUGCUGUCGUUUAGCGAUGUGAAUGUUUGUGUGGGGUGAGACGCUGACAGUUGCUCCUGUGGUCUAGGGUGGAUGAGCAUGGGCCUCCUGAAAUACCCAAAGGGACAUUCUGUAAGUGGCCACCCUCACUGCCCCUCUCCCUCUCUCCUGGGUUUGACAUGGCAUUGGCUCCCAGUCUAAACCCUGUCCUGGGUUUCUCCAACAACCCCCUCUCGGAUCUGUAGUGGAUGAAAUGCCCCAGCUUCUCUGAGGAGGUCUUCUCAACUGCAGCUUGAGCAACGCAGCUCCCUCCACAACAACAGGAUCUCGGACACUAUAGAGACAGUGGAAAACAUCUAUAAAUGGUGGCACAUGUAAGAUAAUGUAUGAUAUGUUAUUUUUAAAUUUUGUACCAGCAAACAGCUGAUGUUUAUAACUUGCCUAUUUAUGUAAACAACUAUUCUGUACAUACUCAACGG